CACUAUGACCCGGACUUCACGUCCUCAACGUAUUCUGAAGGCAGUGCAGAGGAAAGCCACUUUAGGAGACCCCCAGAGUGUGAUCACAGCCAUCGACCACUUCUGCAGACAUAGAGAAUGGGCCAUGAAUGUGGGGGAUGAGAAAGGCUCCAUUCUGGACUCGGUGGUCAAUGAAGUGAGUCCAGUCACUGUCUUGGAGUUAGGCACUUACUGUGGCUACUCAACAGUACGCAUAGCCCGCCUAUUACCCCCUGGAGCCUGUGUCAUUACCUUGGAGUUCAACCCAGAUUAUGCUGCCAUUGCUCGUCAAGUCAUCAAAUGGUCAGGACUGGAAGAUAAGGUGCAGCUAGUGGAGGGAGCCUCAGGAGACUGGAUCCCUUGGAUGAAGGAGCAUUUCGGGGUCCAGGCGUUUGACUUAGUUUUCCUGGACCACUGGAAAGAGCGCUACCUUCCUGACACAAAACUGCUGGAGGAGUGUGGUCUCAUACAGAAAGGUACAGUGCUGCUGGCAGACAAUGUAAUCUGUCCAGGAACCCCUGACUAUCUGGAGUACGUCCGCAACAGCCCUCACUACAACAGCCAGUACUACAGAUCCCACCUGGAGUACACCAAAGCAGAGGACGGCUUGGAGAAGUCUGUGUUCUUAGGGUACUAGCCAAACAUUGAACCUCUUGUUUUAAAACACUGUAACUCUCUUUGUAAUGUAUUWUUUGUUUGUUUCUAUUCUAAGCGCUGCCUUAUAUCUGAGUUAUGACAUACUGUAACUUACUGUGCUAAGCAUUUCUUUCCCUGUAUAAUUUAUCUAGAGUAAACCAAUAUGUCUUUGAAAAGUAUUUCUGUGUGUUUUGACUUUGUCACAAUGCUAUCUAGCUAUGCAAAUUGUUAAAAUGUCAGGUCUUAACAGUUACAUUUAGUGCUGUCAGUUUUACCGCCGCCGGWUUACGGUAGUGUGAUGUCAAACAUGGAUCUAAUACACUAGGUGGCAGUAGUGUGCCUUUUUAGAGAUUCCAAUCAAACAACUGAAAAGCAGCUUGCAAAGUGGCCCCAUCAUAUCUUCAUAGCAUGAAUAGUCUUCUUUCCGGUGUAGGCAGACAGAAAACGGACUAAAAUCUUACACCAUAUCUAGCAACUGUAAAUAAUGAUUUAUGUUUUGUUAUGAAUCUGUAUCAGGUCUACAUUUAGUUAUUAAAGAUUCUGUGAGAAAGGUC
Salvelinus sp. IW2-2015 is the source of this 1208-nucleotide messenger RNA. NCBI's taxonomy places the organism in Eukaryota, Metazoa, Chordata, Actinopteri, Salmoniformes, Salmonidae. The record is from RefSeq and is a predicted model, not a curated record.